Molecule: messenger RNA, 2060 nt
Organism: Xenia sp. Carnegie-2017
Lineage: Eukaryota; Metazoa; Cnidaria; Anthozoa; Malacalcyonacea; Xeniidae
Product: potassium voltage-gated channel subfamily A member 2-like
Exons: 1
Coding region: 18-1733 (571 amino acids)
Biological process (GO): potassium ion transmembrane transport; protein homooligomerization
Cellular component (GO): membrane; voltage-gated potassium channel complex
Molecular function (GO): delayed rectifier potassium channel activity
Source: RefSeq, a predicted model, not a curated record
CGACUACCGUAUUAUGCAUGAACAUUACUGUACGAAAUUUUGCCUCUACCCACAACACACAUUUAAAACUCGACAGUAUUGAUGGAAAUUUUAUCGCCUUUUGCAUCUGCAUGUUGAUGAAGCUGGAAAGAAAUAAAUCAUCUUCUGAAGUCUGGUAUAGAAGCAGCUGGCUUACUGUGCAGUACAUCACGUUUCCGCAAAUCCACAUCGCAGUUAUGCGGUUAGAAUAUGUGAAAUAUUUAUUACCAAGACCGCAUCAUUCCAUCUGCGUCGAGUUGAGAUUGUAUAGUGCAAAAUCUCAACGCAAUCUGUAUACAGUACCUGAGACGGACAGGCGUUCAAAAAUCCUACCACACCGUUGUUCUCCACUUCGGCUUGAAACAAAUAACCUACUUUCUUAUUUCUACCGCAUCUCCAUAAUGUUUAGCGGCACAGCAAGUAAACCUUUCUCUCUGACAAAACAGCUGGACGAUGCCUCGCAUCGAGGAAGUUUUCUCGGAACGACUCAUUUCCAACUCACUAGUAAAGGUAGUAUAGAACUUGUUGACAGCGUCGACCAACGAUUCGCUUUUCAUUCGAAGACCUUCGUAAGCGGUCGUCGUGUAAAGAUCUGGAUUCAAAAUGAAUCAUUUGAAACGUUCGAGGAAACGUUGAUGCGAUUUCCAGACACACUUCUAGGAUCACGACGCAAGAGAAAGCAACAUUAUGUGGCAGAAAAAAACGCUUAUGUAUUUAAGGAGCGAAACAAGUUUGCUUUCAACGCCAUUUUAUUUUUCUAUCAGUCAGGAGGGAUACUAGCACAGCCCAGUGACGUUCCCUUCAAAAUAUUUACCAACGAACUCGAGUUCUUUGAAUUGAUGGAAUAUUUUCCUGAAAGCUGGGCAUUCAAAACCAUACCAAUUGAAAUGCCUAAGCAAGAAUGGCAGAAGACGUUAUGGAAACUGUUCCACGACCCAAAAAGUUCAACAAUUGCAAUGAUAAUAUCGUGGAUAUCAUUUCUCUUCAUCGUGAUAACGACAUUCCUAUUCUGUUUUGAGACCACAGACUACGGCUAUAGGAUGGUGUGCAAAAACAAAGGCCUGGUACCGAACGAUCGCGCAGGACGUUGCGACCACAAGACAGAAUGGUUUAUCGUUGAUACCAUUAUAACAACAUGGUUCGUGAUAGAGUACACUGCUGCUCUCGUAACUGCACAGCAUAAACUGAAGUUUGUGUUCUCGGUACUGGGUAUCAUUGACUGUCUAUCUAUCGUUCCGUACUUUGCUGCAAUGUUCGUCAAAAAACGCCAUGUAACAAUACGUAAAUUGCUCCGUCUCACAAGAGUUUUCCGGGUGCUCAAACUAACACAUCAUAUAGAGGCACUUCGCCUGUUAGGCUACACGAUUCAUCGGUGUUUCUAUUUGAUUGUUGGACUCAUGUUGUUGGUCGCGAUUCUAACAACAUCGUUAUCCUCGCUCGUCCUCUUUGCAGAGAAACAAUCAAACUCGACAAAUAUCAUCAGUAAUCUUGAUUCUACUUGGUUCGUGAUAAUCACGUUGACUAACGUUGGAUAUGGUGACGUCGUUCCAAUCACAAAUCUUGGAAAGCUUAUAGGAGCAGUGGCUGCAGUUCUCGGCAUUCUGAUCGUCUUUAUAUUACCAGCACCGGUUCUGCUCAAUCAUUUUGAGGAGAUUUAUAGUAUUCGAAAAGAGCGAAAUAAAUUAAAAAAGGCUGGCAUUGAAACAAGCGAAUAAACUAUAAAUAUAUAACACAAAUAGACCUGAUUGACUUCUACGAACUUUGAUGUAGGUAUUUGUACAACCAUUAUAGAAAGCUUUAUAUAUCCUUAUCAAAUACAAAGAGAUUACACAUGAAUUGAACUUAUAACGGUUAAAACGUUUAGUAGCAAAAUUUUUUUGGCCAAGAAGAUUAUGUUAAGCUAGGAGUUGGAACAGUUUUGUAUAGCUUGGAAGUUGGAAAAACAAUAUUAUUAUAAAUUUAUCUUUUCGGUAGUUUUCUUUGUGCAAUCGUUUCUCCGUUAACAAUGUAUUCAGCGAAUAAAUAAAGAUUUAUAGCAAUCA